AUAACACGCUGUCACGUGACUGUACGGAAGCAGAGGGGCGAAGUGCGAUACAAGAUCUAAACAGACGACAAGAUGGCAUCUCAUCCAGGAGGAGACGACCCAGGAAAUUCCAAAGAUCGGACACUGGAAGUGGGAACUGAAUUACUCAAGGAUUUCAUCUACCAGCGGGUUCAGAGACAGAGAGACGGCAAUACUUCAGUGACCAGGGCACAGCUGGGUGGAGGAGAUCAGCUUGACCCCAGACACAAGAAGCUCGCCCAGUGUCUGCAGCAGAUCGGAGACGAGCUGGACGGAAAUGUGGAGCUCAACAAUAUGAUAAAUAGCUCCGCACUCAGUCCCACCAAAGAAAUAUUUCUGAAAGUUGCCAUCGAGAUCUUUUCGGAUGGAAAAUUCAACUGGGGCAGGGUGGUCGCACUCUUCUACUUUGCCUGUCGACUUGUCAUGAAAGCUGUUGUGAACCAAGUUCCAGAUGUCAUUAGAACCAUCAUCAGCUGGACCACGGAUUACCUCCGUGAAAAUGUGAUCAACUGGAUCAGGGAGCAAGGUGGCUGGGAAGGUAUUGGUUCCUACUUUGGCACUCCUACAUGGCAGACGGUGGGAGUUUUCUUGGCUGGGGUUCUCGCCACUGCUCUGGUCCUUCGAAAGAUCUGAGGUGUUUAUGGAGAGCAGACGGGAGAAAGACAGGAGGGACUACGACGACUGUGGGAAAUGUGGACAGGAACAAAAACACGAAAGAACAUUGGAAUGACCACAGAAGGAAAUGAUGGCAGAGCUGAACAGGAAUAACCUGUUGGACAACGAGAACCAUCUCUGCAGCACUUUCAUGUCUAAGGAUGUCUUGGAGUUUGACUUAAAGCAGUCUAUUACCCAUGAUUCCUAUGCCACUGAGGAAGUGAGCUCGGCAUAAUCACAUGCACAAAAUGUGGUGGGUGGAGAGUUUGUCAGACCUAAACAGGGAAUGCGAUUUUAAGUAAUUUAUUUUUUAUUUGGUACAGAGAAGAAGAGUCACUGCAUUCUGUGUCCUGACCGAACAGUUAUAUGGUCUGAAAGUUUCUCAAUAUUCAAAGGAUUUUCCUUUCUCCAUUAUUUUUCAUAGUUUUGUUUUUGUUCCGUUCAACUUGCUUUUCUGAUCUUCCAGCUCUCUCCAUCCAUCUCAUUCCUCAUAGUGUCUGUAGCUUCUGAGUCCUGCCAAUCUUCUCAUGUAUUUGUGAGUGUUUACUGGUGUAAAUCUGUAGUGAUCUGCUGGCAAUGAAAGUGUUAGAGGGCGGUUGCAUUCCAAUCAAGACAAUGCGAUAUUUUUGUAAACAACCAUCAGAUACCUCCCCCAUUGCUAAUUGUUAAUUAUAUAUAGCCACACCAAAUUUCAAAAUAUGUAAUAUAAUCCCAAAUAUGCUUGAUUUUUUCCCCCCCCUCAAAAUCCAUGAAUUUAUCUCAGUGGUGGUGAAAAAUCCUGGAUUCGCCACUUUGUCUGGAUCCUCGCUAAAAUGUAAUGGGUUCUUUCUUUGCCAAUGUCUCACCCUUCCACCAGGUUCAGUGGAAACCUGUUCAAUAGUUUUUGCAUAAUCCUGCAGACAGGAGUCAAAACAUAACCUCCUUGGAGGAGGCAACAAUUGGGUUGAAACAACCUUGAGUAAUUCCCCCCCUUUCUACCAGUGAAGGCACAGCUUAGCCUUAUUUCAGUGAAUAAGAAAAAAGUACCACAGCAAAAGGGAUAUUACAAUUGUGACAAUUCAAUACCUAUUGUGUGUUACCUAUUGUCUAAGGCCAUUUCAACCAGCAUUGUGAUGACAAUGUGGCUCCCAGUAAGAUGAAAUUCUAUUUCCAUGCCUCAUGAACUGAUGUUUCCUGAACUCAAUGGAAGACGUUGCACUGCAGCCACAGAAAGCACUGGAUCGCUCACAGAUACUUACCUCACUUUAUACAUAUUCAGAGUACUGUAUUGUUAUCUGAGUUCUUCGAUCCUCAAUCUUCUCGACAUAGCAACAGGCUUUUUAUACAUUUUUCUUGUUUGUCAGUGCCUUGGUGUUUUCUUUUUUUUUAAACUCUGGAAUCAAUUUUUGAUAAUCUCAAAUUUUCACGUUUUUCUAUCACGUUUGUAAAAGCUGAAAUUAGUUUAAAGUCUCCCUGAUAAUCUUUUUGCAGUGACGUAUGUUACAAUACUGAAAAUAAAUCUUUUUAACUCUUA
This is a messenger RNA of Limanda limanda (common dab), 2185 nucleotides long. RefSeq names its product BCL2 associated X, apoptosis regulator a (gene baxa). The coding region runs from base 73 to 651 and encodes 192 amino acids. Gene Ontology annotation, cellular component: mitochondrial outer membrane. The record is from RefSeq and is a predicted model, not a curated record. Lineage: Eukaryota; Metazoa; Chordata; Actinopteri; Pleuronectiformes; Pleuronectidae. Gene Ontology annotation, biological process: release of cytochrome c from mitochondria; extrinsic apoptotic signaling pathway in absence of ligand; mitochondrial fusion. Gene Ontology annotation, molecular function: protein heterodimerization activity; protein homodimerization activity; channel activity. The transcript is spliced from 6 exons.